AUGUACGCGGUCAACACGAUGGCACGACAGGCGGCUGGAAGCAGGGCCAAGAAGACCAGCAAAAAACCAGCACCCAAAUCAACGAACGAGCAAGAGAAGGAGAAGCCAGAAGAAACCCAGACCGCCAAACCCUCAAAACACGAAAACACCCUGACUAGCUUGACCAAUUCGAUCCUCACCCUCUUCAAUAAGUCACAACACGCCUUAACCAGCCACAGAAAACUCGUCAACAAUCUUCACAGCCUGUUUCUGUCAUCAACGGAGGUCCGAGAGCAGAUUGAGAGUGAAGGCGGAGCCGACAAGACUAUCAAGUUGAUCGGAGAGAAGAAUUUCACCGAGGCAUGUUACACGGUACUCGACAAUCUAGUCACUACCAAGAAAGGCGUCGUCGAAGCGGAUCGAGUGGUUCGAUUCUUUGGGGCCUUCUGCGCGUUUGCCACCGAACAUGACCCUCACAAAGAAUCUGCUGAUCAGACGCCUACCAAUCGAUUCCUGCUCCAUUCCAUCAAAUAUCUCAGCCGCGGGUUUGAAGCCAAGAACAGAUUUGUCCGUUUUCGAUGCUGCCAGCUCAUAGCAUAUGUCGUCAACAGCUUAGAAGAAAUUGAUGAUGAUUUAUUCAGCGAUUUGAAACAUAAGCUGCUCAUUCGGAUUCAUGACAAAGAAAAGGACGUGCGACAACAAGCCGCAAUAGCUCUCAUGAAUUUUCGUCCAAUCAACGAAGAAGAUGAGGAGGAAGACUCUGAAGAAAACGUCAAUGACGCGUUAAUCGACCUCAUGAUCCGUGAUCCGUCGUCGGAAGUCCGUCGAACGGUUUUGCAUAAAUUAUGUGAAACACCCUCCGCUACGACUCUCCCUGCUAUUCUCACUAGACUUCGAGAUAUCGACCCCCUCAUACGCCGAAUGGUAUAUCGUGACCUCUAUCUGGCAACGCUCGCCAAGCCUGAACCCACACUUCCACCCGAUCCGUCCCAGUGUUUCACUCUAGACCAGCGCUAUACAAUUUUGAAAGGCCUCAAAGAUCGUGAGGAAAGUGUGCGUAAAGAAACUGCCAACUUGGCCAACUGCUGGAUCAAGGUGGGCUUCAAAGAGAACAUUGAAGCGUUCCUGGCUACCAUGGAUUUGAUCUCCUUGGGAUUCGGCGAAGAGGACGAGGAUGAGAAGAACAAGAUUGAGAACAUCGAGCACGUAGUGAAAACAUGGCUAACAAGUCAUGGAUUGGACCGCACGGUGGAUCCUGACGAUGUCGAUGAAAAUGAUCAGCCUGAUGAGUUUGGGUCAGACGCUUGGUGGUCAAACAUUAACCCCGAAAGGGCGUUUCUGCUACGUGUUGCUGCUGAACAUUAUAAAUCUUUCUCGGAUGAAACCAAACUCGACGAAGUCAUGCCCGUCGUGACUGCGCUAGCAUUUCGCAUGGAACACAAUUUCCAGGCUUUGACUGAACUGCUGCAAUCGGUCGAAGGACUAUCGCCCAGCCAGAUAGAAGAUGAAGAAACAGCAGAGAAAGUGCAACUGGCGGCACAAAAGACAUUCGUCCUCCGGGAGUUACUCACGGUGGCGAUGUUGGCUGAUUAUGGCGAUGAAAGUGGACGACGGAAGAUGUUUUCAUUGUUACGUGAUCUAGUCUCCGAUCAACUUUUGCCGCAUUCCUUGAUUCCCGGAUGUCUCGAAGUAUUAUCCAAGUUAUCAACCGGCGAAAGAGAUUUCAUGCGAGUAAUUGUCGAAUUGGUUCAAGAACUCCGGUGUAAUUUAGACACCGACCCCAACUUCACCACGAGCAAAAACGUUGAUGGCGACCCCGAAGGCGGCGACAACAAUGAUGAUGAUGAUGACAGUGAACCAGAUGAAGGAGCGGGAGAGGCUAGCUUCAGGAAAGGUAAAGAUGGAAAACUGCAAGUUACUACCUUUACACUCAAUCCAGCCAACGCCGACUUGGACUCUCGUUGCUUGGAGAUUGUGAAGUCUCUAUUGGAGCGAGUCUCUGGUUCGAUCAAAGACAAUACGAGUAUGUUCGGAAUCGUUCACGAGUUGAUUGUUCCCGCUGUAAGAUGUAAGGAUACACCGAUUCGUGAACGGGGUCUGGUAUGUUUGGGGCUUUGUAGUCUAUUAGACAAGCAAAUCGCAUUGGAUUCAUUCGGAGUUUUUGUUCACCAAGUCCAAGCCGCAGAGAUCGAUCUCAGGAUCAAGGUGCUAAAAAUCGUCUUCGACUUGCUGCUUCAGCAUGGGAUUGAUUUCCUUGCUGAGAAGGGACAUGGGCCGGAAAGAGUCAUAGAAUUUCUAUUAUACUCGUUGGAUCAAGACUCUAAAGAAGUUCAAGCAACGGCCGUAAUCGGAAUAUCCAAGCUCAUGUUAUCGGGAAUCAUUACUAGUUCUGAGGUCCUUCAAAUGCUUGUUCUCGUGUAUUUCUCGCCAGAAACGUGCGAUAACCAAAAAUUACGACAAUGUUUGAGCUACUUCCUUCCGGUGUAUUGCUAUUGUUCAUCUGUCAACCAGCGUCGAAUGCAAUCGAUGAUGCUGCCAGCGUUAGAUGUGUUGGGUGGGGUAUAUGAUGACCAAGAAGAUAAGAGUGAGAUGUUAUCACCAAGCCAGAUUGCACUGCAACUCGUCGACUGGACAGACCCCUCCAAAGUGGUCGUUCUACCAGGCUGCAAAGUAGACUGGGAAUUACAUUUAGAUGCCGCUAUAGAUAUCCUCAAAAAUCUUUACCGGGUUACCGAAAAGGACGAACGAAAGAUGCUCUGUCAAAUGUUGUCCAAGUUGACACUCCCUGAUACACUCGAUAACGCCAACAAGCUGCGGGGGUUGUCUUUAUUGAUCAGCAAACUCGGUGACAAACGUCCACUUACGGACUCGCUCUCUCGAAACGUGCUCAAGAAGUUUCACACGUCCUUGGAAAAACGAUUUGCUGAACAACUAGGCGACGAUCCCAAGAAAACAAGUCCAACUGACAAAGAGGGCGAAGAAGAGGACGAGAACUUGAAAGAAUAUACAGACUUCCUGGAUGAAUUCGAUGAAGACCAAGAUGAAAACGGAAGUAGUGAAGCCGAUGAUCUCAACUCUGAUCCCGACGCUGCAAAUGAUGAUUACAGCGCGAAAGUGGUGAUCAAGAAGAAAACACCAACCAAAAAAUCGAUCAAAUCCGUGGCGAAAAUUUCAAUGGCAAGUCUCAGAAAUGAAGAAGUGACAGACAGUGGAAAUGAGGAGCCUGCCCCACGACGUUCCGGUCGGCCACGAGCCAGCCGACAACCAGACCCUAAAGUGGCGGCAGUCAAUGAAGACCUGGCAUCACUUAUUGGAAGCAGCACUGAUGAAGACGAAAGUUCCGAAGACGAGUUGACCGAAAAGGAAGGCUAG
Puccinia triticina is the source of this 3351-nucleotide messenger RNA. RefSeq lists its product as uncharacterized. The record is from RefSeq and is a predicted model, not a curated record. The coding region runs from base 1 to 3351 and encodes 1116 amino acids. Gene Ontology annotation, cellular component: condensin complex; condensed chromosome. Gene Ontology annotation, biological process: mitotic chromosome condensation. The transcript has 16 exons. NCBI's taxonomy places the organism in Eukaryota, Fungi, Basidiomycota, Pucciniomycetes, Pucciniales, Pucciniaceae.